Cryptomeria japonica (Japanese cedar) is the source of this 504-nucleotide messenger RNA. RefSeq names its product non-specific lipid transfer protein GPI-anchored 5. The record is from RefSeq and is a predicted model, not a curated record. Gene Ontology annotation, biological process: lipid transport. NCBI's taxonomy places the organism in Eukaryota, Viridiplantae, Streptophyta, Pinopsida, Cupressales, Cupressaceae. The coding region runs from base 1 to 504 and encodes 167 amino acids. The transcript is spliced from 2 exons. Gene Ontology annotation, molecular function: lipid binding.
AUGGCAAGAUCAAGUGUAACACACACAACAGUGACUCCCAUAAUUGUGUUUAUACUGAGCAUGGUGGCCCUCAUGGGAAAGGAAGGCGUCGUGGGGCAGUCGAGCUGUACCAACGUCCUUUCCAGUUUAUCUCCGUGUGUCAAUUAUAUCUUGGGAACUCAGAUGACCCCUUCUCAGGGGUGCUGCGACGCCCUUGCUUCUGUUGUGGAGAAAAAUGCUCCCUGUCUCUGCCAGCUGGUCACUGGUAAUAAUUCGCUGGGGAUUGCAAUUAAUCAGACUCGAGCUCUGGCCCUGCCCAGCCUAUGCAAAGUCACCACACCGCCUGUCAGCCUAUGCCAGGGGAUCCCUAGUCCUACCGCUCCUUCUGGCAAUGGUUCUGGAGUUCCAACUACGGAGACACCCCUGAGUUCGAAUCCCACCCACAAUAAUUCAGCGUCCAGCGCUUUUGUAUCCGUUGUGCUUAAUGUCGUAACAGCAGUGGUAUUUACUGCAAUUGUGAUGUGA